UGAAAUGUGGGGUGGGGCAUUAUGUGCCACAUGCCUGGGCUCCCACCUGGGCCAGUGGGCUUCAGUCUGUAGGUGACUACAGAAGGAGGAGGAGCUCCCUCUGUUCUCUCUUCAGGCAGUUGUUGUGUCUCUCAGUGCUUGUUGGGUUCACAACCUAUUAAAUAAGUCGACUGGUCUUCACCCUCCCAGACAAGUCAACUCAGGGGGAGGUGGCAGGGUGCGGGCCUUGGUCUGCAGCCCUAGUUGGGGCCGGGGCCCCGGGCCCAGGGCCCGGGGCUGGGCUGUGAGGUGGGCAGGCGAGCAGUGGGCAAGACCAUCUCUGCAAGUGCAGCAUAGCCUCGGCCUAGGGCAGCGGGAGUGCGAGGCCAAAGCUGUGAGCAGAGGCCCAGGUGGUGGCAGACAGUAGAGGCAUCCCAUGGGGAACAUACUGACCUGUUGUGUGCGCCCCAGGGCCAGCCACGAGUUUGACCAGCCACGGGGGUCUGUAUGUCCCUCUGAGUCCGAGAUCUAUGAGACAGGAGCUGGCGACGGGAUGGCAGGAGCUGGGGACAGGAUGGCAGGAGCUGGGGACAGGAUGGCAGGAGUGCCCAUGGCUGCUGCUGUGCAACCUGCUGCGGUGACUCUUGAAGUUGGUGAGGACCUCCACAUGCACCACAUCCAUGACCGGGAGAUGCCUGAAGCUUUGGAGUUUAACUCUUCUGCCAAUCCAGAGGCAAGCACAGUAUUCCACAGGAACUCUCAGACAGAUGCUUUGGAGUUUAACCCUUCUGACAAUCCAGACGCAAGCACAAUAUUCCAGAGGAACUCUCAGACAGAUGUUGUAGAAAUAAGAAGAAGCAACUGUGCAAACCAUGUAUCUACUGUGUGUUUCAGUCAACAGUACAGCUCAUGUUCGACAAUACUCCUUGAUGACAGCACAGCCAGCCAGCCUUAUCUUACAAUGACAAUAAUAUCAGAUGCAGAUGGAUCUUUGAGCAUAUUUGAUGAACAGUUAUACUCAUUUAUGUUAAGUGGCACUUUUAUUGCGGUUGUAUUUUCAUCAUACACUUGUAAUUGUGAGCUGUCUAUAGGACCCUGCAAGUCAUUACCCAAUUCUCAAAGCCAUUCUUCCUUCUGUUCCACACAGGUUUCCACCAUGCACAUUACCCAAACAAGAAGUGGAGGUGGGAGUUUAAGUAACUAUUCCUCCUCCAUUCCAUCGACUCCCAGCACCAGCCAGGAGGACCUUCAGAUCAAUGUUCCUCCCACUGCCAACACACCCAUGCCCGUUCGCAAGCAGUCCAAGCGCUGGUCCAAGCUGUUUACAUCUGAGAAAGGGAGUCACCCAGACAAACAGAAGAAAGCCCCAGAGAGCCAUGCUGACACCAUCGGGAGUGGCAGAGCCAUCCCCAUUAAACAGGGCAUGCUCUUAAAGCUAAGUGGGAAAUGGCUGAAGAAAUGGAAAAAGAAAUAUGUCACCCUCUGUGACAAUGGCAUGCUCACCUAUUAUUCAAGCUUAGGUGAUUACAUGAAGAAUAUUCACAAAAAAGAGAUUGACCUUCAGACAUCUACCAUCGAAGUCCCAGGAAAGAGGCCACCCCUAGCCACAUUGGCCUGUGCGCCCAUUUCCAGCUCUAAAAGCAAUGGCCUAUCCAAAGACAUGAACAGUCUACCUAUCUCAGCCAAUUCAGACACCGGGCUGGGUGACUCUGUAUGCUCCAGCCCCAGUAUCUCCAGCACCACCAACCCCAAGCUCAACCCACCCCCCUCUCUUCAUGCCAACAAAAACAAACACCGAAGGAAGAAAAGCACCAACAACUUGAAAGACGAUGGCCUGUCCAGCACUGCUGAAGAACAAGAAGAAAACUUUAUCAUUGUGUCCCUCACUGGCCAAACGUGGCACUUUGAAGCCAUGACGUAUGAGGAGCGGGAUGCCUGGGUCCAAACCAUCGAGAGCCAGAUCCCGGCCAGCCUGCAGUCAUGCGAGAGCAGCAAAAGCAAGUUCCGGCUGAUGAGCCAGAGGGAGGCCAUGGCCCUGCAGUCCAUCCGAAACGUUGGGAACUCCCACUGUGUGCACUGUGAGACCCAGAAUCCUAACUGGGCGAGUUUGAACUUGGGAGUCCUCAUGUGUAUUGAAUGCUCAGGGAUCCACCGUAAUCUUGGCACCCACCUUUCCCGAGUCCGAUCUCUGGACCUAGAUGACUGGCCAGUUGAGCUCAUGAAGGUUAUGUCAUAUAUUGGCAAUGACCUAGCCAACAGCGUCUGGCAAGAGAGCAGCCAGGGGCAGAGAAAACCAUCAGUAGAUUCCACAAGGGAAAAGAAGGAAUGGUGGAUCUGUGCCAAAUAUGAACAGAAGCUCUUCCUGGCCCCACUACCCUACACGGAGCUGUCCCUGGGCCAGCACCUGCUGCAGGCCACCAGUGAGGACCUGUGGACAGCCAUCCUGCUGCUGGCACAUGGCUCCCGGGAGGAAGUAAAUGAGACCUGUGGGGAGGGAGACAGCUGCACGGCGCUCCAUCUGGCCUGCCGCAAGGGGAAUGUGGUCCUGGCACAGCUCCUGAUCUGGUUCGAGGUGGAUGUCAUGACCUGAGAUUCCCACGGGAACACAGCGCUGGCCUACGCCCGGCAGGCCUCCAGCCAGGAGUGCAUCAACCUACUGCUGCAGUACGGCUGCCCCGACGAGCGCGUGUAGUAUCUGUUUAAUUUUAUUUGACUGCAGUCUCGUUGGUGCAAAAACAAAAUGGGGAAAAUAAAUAAGAAUAACUCAGAAAUUCAAAAGGAAAUCACAAAUUCAGCUAAUAAUUGCAUUUUCAGUACAUUUUGUAAACUAAGCAAAUACACAAAAAGUUGAUUUUUCUGACUAUAAGAGGUAUUUUAUGUCCUUUUGCUUAGUGUGUGUGUUAGUUUCAGGCCCUCCUGGGCCACAUUGCCCGAGUCACACAGGCUUCUGUAUUAUGUAUUUAGAUAAGAUGUGUGAAAAUAUAUUAGAAAAAAGUUCAUAAAUAUGCGUUGA
Mandrillus leucophaeus (drill) is the source of this 2992-nucleotide messenger RNA. RefSeq names its product arf-GAP with GTPase, ANK repeat and PH domain-containing protein 5-like. Gene Ontology annotation, molecular function: GTPase activator activity; protein binding. The record is from RefSeq and is a predicted model, not a curated record. Gene Ontology annotation, cellular component: nucleus. Lineage: Eukaryota; Metazoa; Chordata; Mammalia; Primates; Cercopithecidae.